Messenger RNA from Brienomyrus brachyistius, 1744 nucleotides. RefSeq names its product doublesex- and mab-3-related transcription factor A1-like. The transcript is spliced from 2 exons. The record is from RefSeq and is a predicted model, not a curated record. Gene Ontology annotation, molecular function: RNA polymerase II cis-regulatory region sequence-specific DNA binding; DNA-binding transcription factor activity, RNA polymerase II-specific; protein binding. Gene Ontology annotation, cellular component: nucleus. Gene Ontology annotation, biological process: regulation of transcription by RNA polymerase II; sex differentiation. Bases 158 to 1471 code for a protein of 437 amino acids. Lineage: Eukaryota; Metazoa; Chordata; Actinopteri; Osteoglossiformes; Mormyridae.
AUUUUAUAAAGCACCUCUGGAAGGGGAACUUAAAAGCCGGCAGGCAGAAGCCGAGUGGUUAGUCUGGGUAACUCAGUGGAGGCGGCUUACGGACUUCAUUCUGCUAAGCGAUCACUACUGGGGAUUGGUCCUUAGAGAGCAGCAAGUUCAGAAAGACAUGGAUGGAUCCAACAGCAGACCGCUGGGUUUGUCGGCGCACACCACAUCGCCCCUGACGGUCGGUGGUCUGCAGGUGCCGGCGUCCCUCCUGCGGACGCCUCCGCUGUUCCUAAGAGCGGCAGCCGCGGCCGCUUGCAGCCCGGCCCUGGAAAGGGGGUAUCCGAGGACCCCGAAGUGUGCGCGCUGCCGCAAUCACGGCGUCGUGUCCGCGCUGAAGGGUCACAAGCGCUUCUGCAGAUGGAGGGACUGCGUGUGCGCCAAAUGCACCCUGAUUGCGGAGAGACAGCGAGUCAUGGCAGCUCAGGUGGCUUUGCGCAGGCAGCAGGCGCAGGAGGAGAGCGAGGCGCGGGAGCUGCACUUUAUGUACCCAGGAUCGGGGUCGUCUGACACCGGACUGACCAUGCCAGCGUCCGUGAUCCCUGCGCCGGGGUCCGCUCCUGUAAACUGUGGUCUCAGGAUGCCGGGAUACGAUGCAUUCAGCAUAGACGACCAGAAAGACGGAGACAAGUUGCCGAAAUACAGUUUAUAUGGCGGAUUCACGGGACGUCCUGUAUUUGCCCCUCACUCGGCACCUCUGCCCUCUCCUUUAGGGAGAAAUGACCCCACGUCCGACCGGGAUAAGGAUAAGGAGGGUGAAAUCCAGUCCCCCGGUUCCGAUCAGCUGUCAGACCAGAUGGGAAGUCCAAGGUCACUGUCUUCUUCAGACCUGGAAUCGGGCAGCGAGUCGGAACGGCAGAAGGACUACCCAGCCCUAGACGUGAAUCCUGCGGGUUCCUCCUCCGGCCACCGAGACCCGACUGAUGUGAUGGCCAAGAUCUUUCCUCACCAUAAGCGUGACGUGCUGGAAUCGGUGGUGAAGAACUGCAAAGGCGACAUUGUGAAAGCCAUCGAGAUGAUGCUGAACUCCAAAGAGGACAGGUGCAACCCGGAAAGCGUCAGUAUCUCCGCCGGCGAUCAUGCGAACCUGCAGAAGGCUGCGGGAUUUGGACUUCCCGGGGGCGCUCUGGGGUCUUUCAGUGCCAAAUCUGCCUUUUCUCCUUUGCAAACGCCCGCAACUUCUAUUGGAAGCGAUAGCAUUUACGGCUUGAAUCCGAGAUUUGGUAUUAGUCCGUUAAGACUUGCGUAUUCUAGCUCAGGUGGGGGUAUAACUAGUUUCAUGUCGCCCUAUUUAACCUCCGGGUUAGUUCCGGCUUUUCCUCUUCGCCCUCCGAUGGACUACCCAUUCCCCGGGAUGAUGCGAGACUUACCUUACCUCCAGAGCAAGGACUUGUGCAAUACAAGUAUUUAUGCGCGCCUAAAUCAUGACAAAUAAUACCAUAUGUAACCUUAGUGGAAAAAACGAAUAGCUUAAAUGCUGUUGGACGCUCUGGGGCAAACAUAAACCAGCAUCCCUGUAUAAUUUUUAUGCGAAAAGUUCUUUGUAAAUACCCCCGCCGUGAUUCAGAUACUACCGGAUACUGUGUUCUUGUAUUUUUAAAGCUUUUUUUUAUCCCAAGUGUCAAUAUUUUAGUUAUCAAUAUAUUUUUUGAAUAGUGUAUAUUUUGUAAAGUUUCAUAAUCUGAAUAAAAAGCAAAGACGGAAAAAA